CGCGCAGAUGCGCCGCGGCCCUGCCACUGUCUGGCGCUCGGGUGCGUCUGCGGCGCUUGGCGGAGACAUGGGGCGCACGGCCCGGCCGCUCUUCUCGUCGCUUCUGGGGCUGGGGCUGCUGCUGCUGUGCAGCUGGGGGUGCCCUGGGAAUGCCCAGCGGCGGCCCCCGCCGCGGAAGAUCGCAAUCAUUGGAGCCGGUAUUGGUGGCACAUCAGCAGCUUCCUAUCUACGGCAGAAAUUUGGCAGGAGUGUGAAGAUUGACGUGUUUGAGAGAGGAGAGGUGGGAGGCCGUCUGGCCACCACGGUUGUGCAAGGGCAAGAGUAUGAGGCGGGAGGCGCUGUCAUCCAUCCUCUUAAUCUGCACAUGAAGCGCUUUGUCAAGGACUUGGGCCUCCCGACUCUUGAACUCUCUGGUGGCGUCACAGGGGUGUAUAAUGGAGAGAAAAUGGUGUUUGAGGAGAGCUCCUGGUUUAUAGUGAACAUUCUUAAACUAAUUUGGCAUUAUGGACUUCAGUCCCUUCGAAUGCAUAUGUGGGUAGAAGAUGUAUUAGACAAGUUUAUGAGGAUCUACCGCUACCAAUCCCACGAAUAUGCCUUUAGUAGCGUAGAAAAGUUGCUACACUCUCUAGGAGGGGAUGACUUCCUUCAAAUGCUUAACCAGACACUUAAUGAGACCUUGCAGAAAGCUGGCUUCAAUCAGAAAUUCAUCAGUGAAAUUGUUGCUCCCAUCAUGAGGGUCAAUUAUGGUCAAAGCACGAGCAUCAAUGGCUUUGUGGGAGCGGUGUCAAUGGCUUCUACUGAUUCUGGCCUUUGGUCAGUGGAAGGUGGCAACAAACUUGUUUGCUCAGGGCUACUUGAGAAUUCUGAAAGCAAUCUCAUACGUGGCUCAGUAAUGUUCAUAGAGGAUAAGACAAAGAAAAGGAAUCCAGGAGAUCCCAGAAGGACGUAUGAAGUGGUUUACCAAGUUGGGUCUGAGACUUAUUCAGACACCUAUGAAGUUAUCUUGGUGGCCACUCCUUUGAUUCCAGAAAUAGCCAAUAUAACUUUUCUCAACUUUGAUCCUCCAAUUGAGGAAUUCCAGCAACAGUACCAGCCUAUAGUGACAACUUUCGUGAAGGGGCGGUUGAACACAUAUUUGUUUUGUGCCAAGUGCAGAGAUGGUUUUGGCUAUAGUACCAUCUUAACAACAGACAAAUCAAAGUUGCUUGUCAACAGCAUUGGACUUGUGACCUCUGUAUAUGAACCGAGUUAUAUCCAACCAUCAAAAGAUGGGUCAGGUAUUUGGAAGAUGUUUGCCCAAGAGACUCUGACUAAACAUCAAAUUGCAAGGCUCUUUAAUAGCUACAUAUAUGCUUCAAAGCAGCCGUGGCUUGCAUAUCCUCGCUAUCAACCUCCCCAGAAAUGUCCCUCCAUCAUCCUCCAUGAUCACGUUUACUACCUCAACAGCAUCGAGUGUGCGGCUAGUGCCAUGGAAAUGAGUGCCAUCUCAGCCCACAACAUUGCUCUCCUGGUUUAUAACCGCUGGAAUGGGUACGAAGACAUGAUUGACCAAGAAUUGUUAUAUGAGAGGCUUAAAGUAGAACUGUGAAGUUCCGUCUCACUGUUUUCCAUGCGUGUUGGUUCCAAAUGGAUUAUCACUGGCAAGAAAAUAAUUCAGUCUGAGCAGAGUUGAUUUGCAAUCUGAUGUUUUGCCAUUAUCAUCAUCAUCAUGUAACAAAGGUAAUCCCAGCAAGUCAUGAGAACACACAAGAUUUUAAACUGAGCAUAAAGAUGUAACUAGUAGAUUUAGGCCAUCUCCAAAAACUUAAUUCUUUUAAUAUUCAUCAGCAUUAUUUCCCAAACUUGUCUGAUCAUAAGAAUCACCUGGAGGGGCCAGAGAUGCUAGGUCAGCAGGCUAGAGCUCAAGCUUCUCAUGUUCUAUUCUCAGCACCACAUGGUUCCCUGAGCACUGCCGGCAAUGAUCACUGAGCACCAACCUGGGAGUAGUCCCUGAACACCACCAGAAGGGACCACAAAAUUGAAAACAAACCAAAAAAAUCACCUGGAGUUCGUUAGAUGUAAGGAUUCUCUGGCUUCUCUGGCGGUUAUAAACCAGGAGAGCAAUUCUCUGGAUUUUUUGAUUCAAAAGGUCUGAAGGUGGAACCCUGGAGUUUGAACCAAUGCUUCGAACAUUUUAAACUGCACUUGAAGAAUUUAAAGACGUACUCUUGGCUGGGGUACUACUACAUUUGCACUUCACAAGUGGACAGUGAUUGAUCUUUUUAAAGUCAGAUAAAUGUGGAGGUCUGUAUCUUUUACAUGAAAGAUAAUUUAUAUCCUUUUUUCAAAGUAAAGAUGCCCAAAGCCUUGACUUUCAGAAUGUUCUUUUGAUUGCUUUCUGUCUUGAAUUUAUUAGAGUUGAAAUUCAGAAGUCUUAAUAGUAUAUGAUUUUAAUAUGAAUACAAAAGUUUCAAGAAAAAUAAGAAGCAAAUAGAGUCUGUUGAUCAAGACGUUUGCAUUCUAAACAAAAAACAAGAAACAAACAAAAAAGAAAUCAGCAUUCUCUUGUCAAAUCAUCACAAUAAAUAAGGGAGCCAACUCAUUGAACUUGUAUUUUUCCCUUCACCAUACCCUUUUUCCUUCCUGGAACACAGAUGCGACAGGCAUGAGAACAAGAACCACAUGCUUAAGACUGCUGGACAGAAUAUAGAGAUAGAUCAGGAAGUCUGUGAUAGUGUUAUGAAAAUCUUUGCUGCCUAUUUCUAGCCUUAUUGUUCCACAAGAAAAAAUAAAGCCCUAUGUUGUUUGAAAAAAAAAAAAAGAAAAGUAAACUGGGGUUGGAGAGGUAGUAUGAUGAAUUGGGUGCUUGCCUUGCACAUGGCUAACCCAUGUGUGAUCCUCUGAACAUUCUAUCCCCUGAGCCCUGCCAGAAGGAAUCUGAGCACAGAGCCAGGAGUAAGCCCUAAGCACUCCUGGGUAUGGCCCCCAAAAUCCUUUCAUCCUGAGAAUCUGAUGUAAUAGAUUGAGAAUAAAGACCUCGGAACUUUGUGGGUUUUUUUCAAAGGUCCUUGUUUAUAACCUGAGUUGAGGAUCAAUGAUACAGGGCUUAAAAGUCUCCAAAGGUUUUUAGUGCCUUAAAAGUCCCAAGAAACACAACUGUAUUGUCAAAGUGGACUUUUUUUGUGAAGAAAUUCUCAGUGAGAACUCCAGUAGCACACUUGAUAUUAUCAAGAUGUAAUGAGUCUAGUAGCAGACAAUUUAUACCUUACUCUGGAGCAGUUGAUGCUAGAGUAGUAUAUUCAGAAUGGCAGCCUGCUGUGAUUCAAGACUGUUCAAGCAGUUAAAUGUGUCAAAGCUACCGCGACAUUUUGAGUCAAAUUGGUUGCUGCAUCAGUCCGUCAUUCUCAGCUUUCAUUGCACACUGGAAUGCUUCACCAAAUGGCUCUGAUGCAGCCCAACUUGAAGUUACAAUUGCUACUUAAAGAGCAUGCAUGAGUGACUGAUAAAAAGCUUGUGAACUUUAAAAUUACAAUCAAGGACCAGAUAGUAUGGGGGUUAAGGUGCCUGCUUUGCAUAUGGCUGCCCCUGGUUUGAUCCUGGCACCACGUGUUCCCUGGAUACCAGCAGGACAUUUUCCCACCUACCAAAGUAAAAUCCCCUCCGCCCCCACCAAAAAUAAAAAAUUGCAGCCAAGAUGAUGUAUUGUUAAAUUUUUUUCUCCAGAUUACUUCUCCAGUGACUAUUUCAGCAAAACACUGAAUGUUAAUUCUUAAAAUGAUUGUUGUGAAUAUUAAUGUUUUCCCACCUACCAAAGUAAAAUUUCCCCCUGCCCCCACCAAAAAUAAAAAAUUGCAGGCAAGAUGAUGUAUUGUUAAAAUUUUUUCUCGAUUAUUUCACCAGUAGCUGUUUCAGCAAAACACUAAGAAUGUUAAUUCUUAAAAUGAUUCUGUUGUGAAUAUUAAUAUGCCAAUAAAACUUUCAAGACUGUGUAGAGAAGGGAUUAAAUUUAUGGUUUACCAGUUAGCUUUAAGAAGUACUUGAGGUGUUGCUGUUUUUCCUUUACGAUUGAAGAAAAUAUGUGAAGAAUAUGGCUUAUUUUAUGCGCUACAGGUUGGGAAGUACUAAUGAAAUAGUUCAUUUGUCACCUAUAAACUUUUUAUAGUGGAAUAUAUUUUUAUUUAAAGGAACACCAAUUUAAAACGUUGCUUCUAUGUCAGAUCUGUUGAUUAUUUACCAUCAGGGUAUCUGUAAUUGUUUUCUUAAAGAGCAAACCAGGCUUUUAAUAUAGUAUUACUUUGGGGGCCAGAGCGAUAUUACAGUGGGUAGGGUGUUUGCUUUGCAUGUGGCCAACCCGAGAUUCCAUCCCUGCAUCCCAUAUGAUCCCCCGAGCACCAUCAGGAGUAAUUCCUGAGUGCAGAGCCAGGAGUAACCCUUGAGCAUUGCCCGUUAUGAUCCCAAAAGAAAAAAAAAAAGGUACUAGUUUUAUUGCAAUUACAGUAUUAUUUUUUUAUUUGAAGAAUACUGUCAGAGCAUCUUACUGCAGACCAUUCAAGGUAUUUUACAGGAAGACAAACAUGCAGGAGCUGGAUGAAAUCCAGUUCUCUUCCAGUAGUUCUCCAAACUCUAUUUAUUGGCAUCAUCUGAAAGGCUUGUUAAGCCUCUCUGGGUCUCAUGUCCAAAAUAUUCAAGAUUUCAAGCUGGACACAAAACUGCUUUUUUGUUCCUGAGUGAUGCUGGUUGGUUGGGAAUCAGAGAGUACCAAUUCUAUAGUUUAGCUCUAUGUGUGAAAAAGCAAGUUUGUGGCAGGAGAUGCAGUUCUGAGGCCCUGGGUUUGAUUCUAGCAUUGCAAAACAAAUCAGCAAAAGCCUGUAAAUAUCAACAUGAGCUGCUGAAUAAAUAUGUAUUGGACUUCAUGUUAAUUCCUGUGAUUAGUCGAUUCCUCUAAGCUGUUCUCUUGUUGUACAUUUUUUUUGAUAAAUAGGAAGUACUAUUUGAGAUACACACAAGCCAGCAUUGUUUUCAAAGUAUGUACUUGUGUUUAUACCCCAUGCUCUGGAGUUUUAACUCAAGAUUUAUAUGCUUUUUAGCAGAUCAAAAAUAAAAAAAGGAAAAGAACAGGCCUAAGUAUUUGCUUCUUAGGUUUCUUAAUGAUAGGCUUUAUGUUACAGCCAUCUGUAAUUUAUCUCAUCAGGGUUUGUAUCAUAAUUUAUGACUAGCUGAAUAUAUUGUGGGUAGCAUUAUCAGUAUCUUCUCCACAAAAAGCAACAAUACACUGGAAUGUUUCUCUGUAACUGUAUUUCUAAUCUUCAAAAAUUGUUUCCCAUUUGUGUUCAAAAUAAACUACAUCACCACUU
This is a messenger RNA of Sorex fumeus (smoky shrew), 5333 nucleotides long. RefSeq names its product prenylcysteine oxidase 1 (gene PCYOX1). Gene Ontology annotation, biological process: prenylcysteine catabolic process; prenylated protein catabolic process. The record is from RefSeq and is a predicted model, not a curated record. The coding region runs from base 8 to 1588 and encodes 526 amino acids. The transcript is spliced from 6 exons. Lineage: Eukaryota; Metazoa; Chordata; Mammalia; Eulipotyphla; Soricidae. Gene Ontology annotation, molecular function: prenylcysteine oxidase activity.